GCUUGAACUGCAACAUCAUAACUUGUCAUAACUCUAGGACAUUCUGAAUGGCUGGACGCGCUGCUAUCUUAGCUCUGUUCCCUGUAGUCGGUGUGCUGGGAUAUUCGGACACAGUUCCAAUUGUCGCAUGGUCGUCUCAAAGUUCGUCUGUGUUGAACAGUCUAUCUCCAGACCUACAGUUUGAAGAUUCUAUGGGCAUAGUCGGCGGAAUUCUCUCGCCAGAAGACAUCUGCUCCUUCGAUGCUAUUCUAGUGAUAGACCAGCCGGGUCUCCGUAGUUCUGAUCUUCGUGCAUUGCCUACUUCUUCUGGACUGUCUGCCAUUUUGAAGAGUGCGCCCUCAUCAAGACAGUACCCGUAUGUGAAGCGUAGCACCUCUUCUUCCUUCCAGGAAAUCGCCGAGUCUCUGGCGAGUCGCUGCGGCUCGACCUUGACGAGUGUCAGUCCAGCGGCUGGCCCUUUAGACCUCGCUGAGAACUCUAAGCAUGUCGUAUGCGUCAAUAUGCCAGCAAUGGAGGGUAGCCCGAAGCUCCGAAAGGCGGCCAUGUUGGAUUAUGAUCAAUACCUCUCCAGUGAGAUCGAGAAGAUUGACGCAGCUUUCACGAGCCACCUAGUUUUGUACACUGGGUCUCCACUUGAUCACCAGCGCCGUCAGCUACUUCCACCUUCCGAAUUUGACUCAACAUAUACUCUUCCUGACAAUUCGACCGUCGCUGACGGUGGUAUUUUUAAGAGAUACCAGCUGUUCUCGACGCCCCUUCUUGUUGCCUUAUUCGUCGUUUUCUUCAUCAUCGUGCCCAUUAUUAUGUUGGCUGUCUCAGCUCUUGCUAGCCUUCAGUCAUCUGUGCGCUUGGACGCACCAAAGGGGUACAAUGCUCAGGAAAAGAAGACCCAGUAGUUCAGCUCCUAUUCCACAGCAUUUGUACAUUCGUGUUU
Suillus paluster is the source of this 934-nucleotide messenger RNA. RefSeq lists its product as uncharacterized. The coding region runs from base 48 to 896 and encodes 282 amino acids. Gene Ontology annotation, biological process: fungal-type cell wall biogenesis; (1->6)-beta-D-glucan biosynthetic process. Gene Ontology annotation, cellular component: endoplasmic reticulum membrane. The transcript has 4 exons. Lineage: Eukaryota; Fungi; Basidiomycota; Agaricomycetes; Boletales; Suillaceae. The record is from RefSeq and is a predicted model, not a curated record.